This is a messenger RNA of Haplochromis burtoni (Burton's mouthbrooder), 3596 nucleotides long. RefSeq names its product diacylglycerol kinase delta. NCBI's taxonomy places the organism in Eukaryota, Metazoa, Chordata, Actinopteri, Cichliformes, Cichlidae. Gene Ontology annotation, biological process: lipid phosphorylation; intracellular signal transduction; diacylglycerol metabolic process. The record is from RefSeq and is a predicted model, not a curated record. Gene Ontology annotation, molecular function: ATP-dependent diacylglycerol kinase activity; protein heterodimerization activity; protein homodimerization activity.
GGUCCACUGACAGAUUUUUCAAAGCGCAGUCGGGGCGCCAAGUUCCGCCUCGUCCCAAAGUUCAAGAAGGAGAAGAACAACAAGAACAAAGAAACAUGUGCCACGUUCUCUCUGCCAGUUCACCAGUGGGGGACAGAAGAGGUGGGGGCAUGGCUGGACUUUCUGUGUCUCACUGAGUAUAAAGACAUCUUUAUUGGUCACGACGUCCGUGGAGCUGAGCUCAUCCACCUGGAGAGGAGGGACCUAAAGGACCUCGGCGUGACGAAGGUGGGCCACAUGAAGAGGAUCCUGCAGGGCAUCAGAGAGCUGAACAGGAACAGCAGUGCCAGCGAGGCCUAGCUGCUGCCAGCAACAGCUGCCUGCUCUCCUGUGUUGCUAUUCACCACUUCACCUACCUGACCUCUGACCCUGGACCAGCGCCUCAGCCUACAGAUGCAGGUCCAGGACUCGCUCUGAUUGGACUUGGAUCGGUCUGUGCUGGUUCUCAGUAACCUGACUGAACCCAGACACCCAGGAUUUCAGGAGAAACAACCAAUUACAUGACCCCACAGUGCCUUGUCACCCCACCCACCAGCCAAUCAGCAGGAGGUCAAGGAGGGCGGGGUUUAUCAUUCAGGACGUUUGUGUUCCUGCAGGCUGUUGAAAUGUUCAGGAAACACAGAGCUCUCACUGUGCAUCUCGUGACCGUCUGCGUCAUGUUUCAGGAAGUCAGAGAAGCUCCCAACCUGAUUUCACUGCUGGAGGAGGAGCCAGAACAUCACUGUUGGUUUGAGUGUCUGAGCAUCAGAACGAGAAGACUCUCACCUGACCAAUCAUAAGCCGUGUCAGUCGCUGCCCGAGGUGUAUCCCCACUUUGAAACUCGUCAGACCCAGAUCCAGUCUGCAGGACUGAGGUGCCCACCUGUAAGUCAGCAGCAGACCAAUCACAGUGUCCUCUGGUCUCUGACACGUUUAACCCUUUAAUGACUUUACUUCAGGCUGCUGAGCAGGAAUUCUGUAACUUCAUCACCAAAGUGUGGACACCUGAGGGGGGAGGGCUUAUGUUGCCCAGGUAACAGCAGCUGUAGCAGGUCAGAUAUUUAUGUCUUGUAUGGAGUGAUCUGUGGAGUCCAGAAAGUAUCUUUAAGAAGAGUCAUGAUGAGGAGAUGCUGGAGGAGGGGUCCUGUGCCCUUCAGGCCUGCAUUUGUGUGGAUUCUACUUCUGAGGUUUAAGAUAAGCCUUAAGCUCCGCCUUUCUGGGGGCGCAGCAUCAUGUUUCAUAUCGUUCUUAUCUGUCCAGCGUGCUUAUUUUAACACAAACUUAUCAGACAUGACAGGACCUCCUCCUGCCUGUGGACACUCACCUCAGCCCUGUGACAUCACAGGAGCGUGUUGUUUACCUGAAUCCAAACGAGCCUUAAACGCACCGUCAGCCCUGCCAUUUCAGCUGGACGCUGCCCUGCCACUGCGAUCUGAUGAUGUCAGCUGCUGUAAAUGUUUUGUUGAAAAGCGCAGAUGUGUUGGGUUUAUAAAGCAUCUCCCUGUCUGUCUGUCACAAACACAGCUCCAAGUUCAAAGUUACAAACUCAGCAGAGUUAUGUUUCUGUCAAAGGUGACGCGAGACAAGACGCCAUCACAAGGCCUGAGGACCGGAAGUGUGUGCGUGAGGACAGGGCGUGUGUGUGUGUGUGUGUGUGUGGUUCAUCCACAGCAGAAAUCCCAGCGACAGCUCAGACAUCGUGUUCUCCGUCAUACGUGUGCUGUUCCUGCCUGUAUUUAUACGAGCCGGCCGUCAUCACCAGUUCUUUGACAGAAGGUAAUAAAAAUCACUCAGACGUGUGGAGAAACGGUGUGUGUGUUGGAUGCUGAUGUUCCGUCUGUGGUCGAGAUCAGAAGCUGCACCGCUUCCGUCCGUUCAACAGUUACCAGUUCGGGACUCGCGGUAAUGUUCGCUCCCAGCGGCACAGCGAAGCCGAUCGUCAGGUUUGUGACACAGAAGGAAAGAAAAGCAAAGACGCUGUGUCUCAUUUAUCAAGAGUAUCCGCCACAGGACCGCACACGUCUUUGAAACACUGCAAACAUCCCAGUUUAUGGAAGUAGCAUCUGAUCCACGAGGUUAGCAUCAUGUUUGAGUAGAAGUUCAGUCAAAGUAAAGCCAAGAGCCGCUCCUCAGAUCAUGGUCUCUUCCUCUAGGCGGCGCUGGAAUGUGCUCAAUACCACUAAGUGACUAAAGUGGGCCGGGCGACCUCGGUCCAGCUCCCCGAUCCUCUGUCCAGUUUGCUGAUGGUUUUACACACACGAGCUCCACCAUGAGGGCAGCUCAUCAUUUAUACAGGCAGGUUCACAGGAUGCAGACGGUUUUCUGGAGAUGCAGGUGAAGUGCAGACGUUCAGCUUUGACUCAGUGAGUUAAACACAGACUGCUACAGACUUUAUAACACGCCGUCAUUUCAGGGCUCCAGGGUAUGGAAGCCUGUUUCUGCCACUAAGGGGGGAAAAAGGAUCCAUAACUCAAGAUUUUGAGUUAUUUUCUUGAAAUUUCGAGUUGGCGCUGCCAAUCAGUAAUCUACGUGAAUGAUGUCAUUUCCUUGUUACCCGGAAGCUGAAGCCCUCAGGUACAAAUGCUACAGCUACAUGCAGUCAUGAAUGCACAGAUUGCUGAGUAUUUUCAGCGUGGCUUCAAACGAUGAAAUCCUUGUGCUAUUAGCUGAAUCACAUGGCGUUACUAUCAGCAAACGUACUCGCGAAAGCGCCAGUUUGUUGCGAUCCGGUUUUGAAUGCGCGCUACUUUGCACCAUAUGCUUCCAGAUAACAAGUGACCUCAUUCAUGUAGAUUACUGAUUGGCAGAGCUAAGUCGAAAUUUCGAGUUAUGUUUCUCCAAAUUUCGACUUAUUAACUCAAAAUUUCGAGUUAAUAACUCGAAAUUUGGAGAAACAUAACUCGAAAUUUCGACUUAUGGAUACUUGGGUUUUUUGGCGUAAACGGGCUUCCAUACUAAGGUAAGUAAAGAUAAGUGAAAAUAAAACGUUCAUUUCUAACACUUGGUUGCAAACCCUCCGCUGACACUGACAGCUCAUGGACGUUACCAUGUGCUUCUUUGCUCUUUAAUGCGCUGCCACCUUUACUGCAGCAGCUCUCAGCUGCUGUUUGUUUGUGGACAUUUCUGUCUUCAACCAGUGAAAUGCUCGCUGGCUUCAGAUCAGCUGACUGAACAAUGUUCCCCGUGUCUGCGGUGAUAAACUCCGGGGUUGCUUUGGCAGACGGUCGGUCUGUUCUGCAUCGACAAAAACCAUCAGCUUCAUUAACAUGAAAUAAAGUUGUGUUUAGUCAACAUUAAUCUUUGUUGUAUAACUGCACAACUUUCAUACCAACAUGAUUUGUGUGUUUGUCAUUCAUGUGAACUCUUUGCAGUCACCUCAUGUUAAAAUAACACCGACAGUUUGGUUACAUUUACACCUGUUUAUGUUGACUUUAUGUUAAACUGAUAUGAUUUUAUCAGAAGAAUUAUUUAUUCUGUCAAGCUGCUGUUUAACAUGUUUGCAGUAAAUGGAUUUUCUACAUCCUCUAAAAAGCACCUUAAAAACAGUAAGACAAUAAACACAAACACUCCUUUAACCA